AUGGAGCGCAAUAUCGAUAUCUAUGCUAGCAAGCUGGGGGACGAGCAGCUUGAUAUCAAGAUUAGGGCCAAUGUCGCUGUCGAAUUACGGGAUAAUAUCGAGCCUUUAUGCUCUGGUGCGAGCUAUCCGAUAUUCCUCUCGAAGUUAUGGCCGGUUUUCAAGAACAUCUUGCGGGGUGAGCCCGUGUUCAUCACGAUGUCUGUUGAGCAGAAAUUCCGCAACUGCAUUCUCGAGACACUGCACCGAUUGCCCGUUGCUUCUCCCGAUGUGGAGCCCUACGCCGCGGAUAUGGUUGAUUUGUUGAUGGAUCUGGUCCGCAUUGAGAACGAAGAGAAUGCUGUUCUCUGUAUGAAGACCAUCAUGGAUGUGGAGCGCAACCAACCCAAGGCGACUGGUCAUCAAGUGCAACCUUUCCUAGAGCUCAUCCAGGAGAUGUUCCAGACCAUGGAGCAGGUUGUCCGCGAUACCUUUGAUACCCCCACCCAGUCCACGCCCGCUGGAAUGCCGUCCACCCCGAGCGCCAUAGCACAGACCUUCCAGUCCCCGCGACCCAGCUCCCCCGCCACGUCUGUAUCGGACUUGGGACCGGACCAGCAUGCCAGCAAUGUCCUGCUCAAGGGCAUGCAGUCGUUCAAGGUGUUGGCAGAAUGCCCGAUCAUCGUCGUGUCCAUCUUCCAAACGCACCGCAACUCUGUUUCUGCCAAUGUCAAGCUUUUCGUGCCUCUUAUUAAGAGUAUAUUGCUUCUCCAAGCCAAGCCACAGGAGAAAGCGCAUGCUGAAGCCGCCGCCCAGGGGAAGAUCUUUACGGGUGUGUGUCGGGAAAUCAAGAACCGUCCCGCGUUUGGGGAGUUCAUCACAGCGCAAGUGAAGACCAUGAGCUUUCUGGCCUACCUGUUGCGGGUGUAUGCGCAGCAGCUGCAGGAUUUCCUUCCUACGCUGCCUUCGGUCGUGGUUCGUCUUCUCCAAGACUGCCCCCGGGAGAAGUCCAGCGCCCGCAAGGAACUCCUCGUUGCCAUUCGUCAUAUUAUCAACUUUAACUACCGAAAGAUCUUCCUGGAGAAGAUCGACGAGCUUCUUGACGAGCGGACCUUAAUUGGCGACGGCCUCACAGUCUACGAAACGAUGAGGCCUCUAGCAUAUAGCAUGCUGGCGGAUCUCAUCCACCAUGUCCGAGACCACUUGACGCGCGACCAGAUCCGGCGGACGGUCGAGGUGUAUACGAAGAACCUACAUGAUGAUUUCCCCGGCACGAGCUUCCAAACAAUGAGCGCGAAGCUACUGUUGAACAUGGCCGAGAAGAUUUCCAGGCUGGACGAUAAGCGCGAGGCUCGCUACUUCUUGAUCAUGAUCCUGGAUGCCAUCGGUGACAAGUUUGCAUCUAUGAACCACCAAUUCAACAACGCUGUAAAGGUUUCAAAGAUGUACAAAGAGACGAAGAAGGAUAUCGAGCCUUGUCCGGAGAGAUAUCUGGCCGACAAGGACCAUCCCCCGGAUUGGGAUGAGAUUGAUAUUUUCUCCGCCUCACCCAUCAAGACAUCGAACCCUCGUGAUCGUGGCGGCGAUCCGGUAUCCGACAACAUCUUCUUGUUCAGGAACCUCAUCAAUGGCCUGAAGAACAUCUUCCACCAGCUCAAGAACUGCAACCCCGAUAAUAUCCAGAUCGACCCGAAUAGUGUCCCGAUCAACUGGGCGGAGGUUUCCUACGGCUACAACGCCGAGGAAGUGCGUGUCAUCAAGAAGCUAUUCCAUGAAGGUGCCCGCGUGUUCAAGUACUACGGCGUGGACCAAUCGCCGCCAGACGUGAAUUACUCUUCUCCUUUUGAUUUCCUUGCCAGCCAAUACACGGCUCCAAUGUCACGGGAGGAGAAAGAGCUUCUGGAAAGCUUUGGAACUGUCUUCCACUGCAUUGACACCGCGACCUUUUACGAGGUCUUCCAUUCGGAGAUCCCGUAUCUGCAUGAGCUCAUGUUCGAUCACGGGGCGUUGCUCCAUCUACCGCAGUUCUUCCUCGCCAGCGAAGCUACAUCCCCGGCAUUUUCUGGAAUGGUGCUCCAGUACCUGAUGGAACGUAUCCAUGAAGUCGGAACCGCGGACAUGACAAGGGCGAAGAUUUUGCUGAGGAUGUUCAAGCUGUCGUUCAUGGCCGUGACACUCUUCUCCGCACAGAAUGAACAAGUUCUGCAUCCUCAUGUCACCAAGAUCGUCACCAAGUGUAUUGAGCUUUCGGUGACCGCCGAGGAACCUAUGAAUUACUUCCUGCUUCUGCGCUCGCUCUUCCGCAGCAUUGGCGGCGGCCGCUUUGAGCUCCUGUACAAGGAGAUCUUGCCGCUGCUGGAGAUGCUCCUUGAGACAUUCAAUAACCUUCUUCUUGCUGCUCGGAAACCUCAAGAGCGGGAUCUCUACGUCGAGCUUACCCUUACUGUGCCUGCCCGCCUCAGCCAUCUGCUACCUCACCUGAGCUAUCUUAUGCGUCCAAUUGUCGUGGCGCUACGGGCAGAUUCAGACCUCGUCGGACAAGGUCUGAGAACUCUUGAGCUCUGUGUGGACAAUCUCACGGCCGACUAUCUCGACCCAAUUAUGGCGCCUAUAAUGGAUGAAUUAAUGACAGCGCUUUGGGAUCACUUGCGGCCCCACCCUUAUAAUCAUUUCCAUGCGCACACGACGAUGAGGAUCUUGGGUAAACUUGGCGGGCGCAACAGGAAAUUCCUCAAUCACCCUCCUGAGUUAUCCUUUGAGCAAUACACGGAUGAUGCUCCAAGCUUUGACAUGAAGCUUAUUGGUCCCAGUGAAAAGCGGCCUUUCCCUAUUGCAGUUGGCAUUGAUCUUGCUAUUGCCAAGUUGAUGGAGAAUCCCAGGACUGCUUCAACAAAGGCGCCCCAAGAUCCGGACAAGCCGUCCAACUUGUACUACAAACAGCAGGCCUUCCGCAUGGUUUCCUCGCAGCUGAAGCUCUACAUUGGCUAUGAAACCAUUCCUGAGGAUCUGGCUUCGCUCAUUCGUCUCGGCGCCAAUGAUUUGUUCGAGAACAAAACCACCGGCAUGCCCGACAUCAUGGAAAGGUCCGAGAGGUCCAGUUCGAUUCCGAAGAAGCUGGCGCAGGAAGGCUCCCUGAAGAAGCUCCUAAAGGCUUGCAUAUUUGCCACCACUGUCCCUGAACUCGAGCAGACCGCGACAGCUUUUGUGGCUGAUGUUUGCAAGCAUUUUGCUAUCGUUGAAGUUGGACGGGCCUUGGCUCAAGUCCGACACAGCCGAAAACCUUUCGAUGUGUCUAGCGGCGAGGGUCCUGUGUACCUCGACUCCCGACUGCUUGCUGAUGCGCUGGUCGAGUCGCUGUCUUCUGACUCCCCCUGCGUCCGUGAGAGUGGUCAAGCGGCCAUGCAGGUCAUGAAGGAUGCCGCUGUCGUCAUUUUCGGGUCGUCAGAUCGCGCGUCAAAGCUUCCCUUCUUCCAGCAUCUUGGUCGCAUUUUCUGCCACAGUUGCUAUAGCGAAGAGUGGUUCACCAAGGCAGGAGGUAGUCUCGGUAUCCAUCUGUUCGCGACCGACCUUGACCUCGGCGAUACCUGGAUCUUUGAGAAGCAGCUCGAGUUCGUUCGCGCGCUGAUGCACGUCAUCAAGGAUACCCCACCCGACCUUCCAGCCAGCACGAGGAUCAGGGCCCAAGAGACCCUGGAACUGAUCUUGAAGCGGUGCUGCAAGAACGCCUCCAAAGAUGACCUCAAGAAUGAGAAGGGUCGUCUCUACUCCCUUUGCGGCUCCUUCGUAUUUGAUCUAAGUCACAUGAACAAGUAUGUUAGGGAGGCCUCUCGCCUGAGCUUUUCGACUAUGGCAGAAGUCCUCGGAUGCCAAGUCCACGAGCUUAUCUUCCCUGUUAAAGAUCGUCUGCUGCAAUCCAUCUUCAACAAACCCCUUCGAGCUCUGCCGUUUGCCACGCAAAUCGGCUUCAUCGAUGCCAUUACAUUCUGCCUGAGUCUCCAUAAUAAUAUCUUGACCUUUAACGACCCCCUUAACCGCCUAAUGCUGGAGUCCCUGGCACUUGCCGAUGCGGACGAUGAGUCCCUUGCGCCAAAGCCGAAUGAGUUUAAGAACGCCGAGAUGAUCGUGAACUUGCGUGUUGCUUGUCUCCGCCUUCUGUCGAUGGCAAUGAGCUUCCAGGAGUUCGCCAACCCCGCGCAGAACAGCAGUCGUGCUCGGAUCAUAUCUGUCUUCUUCAAAUCUCUCUAUUCGCGAUCGCCGGAGGUGAUUGAAGCUGCCAAUGCUGGUCUACGGGAUGUCUUGACGCAGACGAACAAACUCCCGAAGGAUCUGCUGCAGAAUGGUCUACGUCCUAUCCUUAUGAACCUUCAAGAUCCGAAGCGGCUGAGCGUUGCAGGCCUUGAUGGUCUUGCCCGGCUUUUGACGCUUUUGACGAAUUAUUUCAAGGUUGAAAUUGGUGCGCGUCUUCUGGACCACAUGAAGGUUAUCGCGGAUGAUUCGAUUCUGCAAAAGGUGUCAUUCAGUCUAGUUGAGCAGAGCCCGCCCAUGAAGAUUGUUGCGGCCAUCUUCAACAUUUUCCAUCUUCUCCCGCCAGCUGCGACGUCUUUCAUGGAACAUCUUGUCAACAAAGUUUUGGAAUUGGAAGAAACACUUCGGAGAACGUCCCACAGUCCUUUCCGAAAGCCGCUUGUCAAGUAUCUGAACCGUUACCCGAAGGAAAGCCUGGCGUUCUUCCUGGCUCGCUUCAAAGAGGAGCGUUUCGGCCGCUUCUUUGGGCAGAUUCUGGACGACCCGGAAAGCGAAGGUCUCCGUGCGGCGGUUGUUGCAGACACGGAUGCAUUGACAUCAGCUGCUUUUGGACAGGACGUUGGUGAGGCCAAGAACACCGCAGCCAUCAAUGGGAUCUAUGUGGUUCACUCCAUAUGCUCACAUCAGCACACGAAACGCUGGCUGGUGUCGCAUGCCGACCUGAGAGCGAAACUUCUCACCUUCGGACGUGAUCUGGAGAGAAAACUGCGCAACGACAAGCUUCCCGCUAGCGAACGCUUGAGGGUCGAACAAGCAGAGGACAAGUUGAUGGAAAUCUUCACGACCUACCUAUCGGAGUCGGUACAGGAUCUCGAUUUCCUUUUCGAGGUCAUGGAUGGUCUUUCUGCAGAUGAACUGAAAAACACCCUUGCCUUCCCACGAUUUAUCUACAGCCAUAUCAUCACCAACGAGUCCAUCGACUACCGGCGUUCGGUGAUCAUGAGAUGCCUUGAUCUCUACGGCCAACGCUCGUGUUCGCAGAAGAUGAAGACAUUCGCCUUCCGGAACCUUGUCAAUCCCAUUUUCGCCAUGGAUGUGCAGGCAAAUUGGAACAGUCCCGCAAACAGCCCCAAGUUGAUGGACAAGAGCAUGACCGAGUUCAUCCAGAGCCGUCUGUGGAAGCCUCAGCUGUCGGAUCUGAGCGAGGAGUCUAGCCAGGCUGGUGUUGACCAUUCUCGGAUGGAGCUGCUUCAAUUGUCGGCCUUAUUGAUAAAGUACCACUCUCAAACAGUACAGGACUCGCGCAAAGACAUCAUCAAGUUUGCCUGGAACUACAUCCGUCUGGAGGACAUCAUUAAUAAAUACGGCGCCUACGUUCUCAUCAGCUACUUUAUCGCGCACUACGAGACUCCUUUCAAGAUCGUGGUUCAGGUCUAUGUUGCUCUUUUGAAAGCCCACCAAAAUGAAGGCAAAGCCCUUGUUACCCAGGCUUUGGAUGUGCUCGCCCCUGUUCUCCCUAAUAGGAUUGUGUCUUUGAACACCCAGGCACCGGAUGUACGAUAUCCAUUGUGGGCCAAGUGGCCGCGUCGCAUCCUGGCGGAGGAGACCGCCAACCUGCAGCAAGUCAUGAGCAUUUUCCAGUUCCUUGUGCGACAACCCGACCUGUUUUACGAGUCCCGCGAGCAUUUUGUGCCGCUCAUUGUGCCGUCUCUGAUCAAGAUUGCCUCUCCGCCCAAUUCGUCCAACGAUAGCAAGAAGCUUGCGCUGAACCUUAUCAACCUCAUCUGGCACUGGGAAGAGAAACGAGUGCUGCAGAGCCAGCCACCGGUAUCCAAUGGCGUGCUUGACUCGCCGAAUGCCAAGAAGCGCAAAAUUGACGAGCAAGGCACUGCCUCUGCCUCUCCCAUGGGAGCUACGACACCCCAUUCUGCUCGCGACCGGGGUGACUAUGUGGUUCCUGCUGACCUCCGGGCCGCAUUGACUAAAUAUCUCAUUACCUUCAUCACGACCAUCCAGGAGCGGUUCAUUGUUCCCGCGGCCCGAUAUAGAGAAAUGUCCUCGGGCAAGACUCAGCCGUUGGUACAAACAGGUGAUAUGAUCAAGAAGGCGGUUUAUCUACUCAGAAACCUCCUUUCUCCGGAGUACUGGGGUGAUCUUGAUAUCGAUCUGUAUCAGAAGGUCAUGGAGCCUAUCCUUGCUGGUGAGAAGGCGGAUAAGCCGGACGAUAAGCAUACCACGAGUAUGAUCAAUGCGCUGCAAGUUCUGCGAGUUUUGUUAGCAGACAAGCCGGAUGACUGGAUCGUGGCACGUGUGCCUGUUAUUCAGAAGCUUUUCGAGAAGCCGUUACGAUCUGAUAACCCGGAGAUCCAGGAUUCGCUGCAUGGACUAGAGGAAGAGAUGGAUAUUACUCCGAAGUUAAUUCCGCCAAUCAAGCGUGUUCUGAAUGCACUUCCGGACGAUCAACCGGAAGAUGAAGACGCAAUGGACAUUGAGCACUCUCCGUCGGAAUUUGUUGCUUACCUGUCCGCCAUUGCGACUGAGACUCUCUCUGCCAACAACUAUAUCUCGAGCUUGAACAUUCUCUGGUCACUAUCUAAGAGCAAGCCGGCUGAAAUGGAUGGUCACAUCCCUCAGGUCAUGAAGGCUUUCUCCCAGAAACUGGCGAAGGAGCAUGUGGCUGCGUCCACCCAGAAUGGGGGUCAAUUGACUCCCGGGGGCAGACCCGCAGAAGGUGUCCCCGACCAACAAGAGUUCGAGUUGGGUGUCGACCUAAUCUUCAAGACCAUCGAGUUGAUUUCUGUCCGCAUGUCUCACCUCGGCGAGCAACGACGUCCAUUCCUCAGUGUCCUUGCUCAGCUGGUGGAGCGUUCGCAGAACAUCAAGCUUUGCAGCAAGAUCUUGGGCAUGGUUGAAGAGUGGAUUUUCCAUUCUACCGAGUCCUGGCCCACUUUGAAAGAGAAGACGGCAGUCUUGCACAAGAUGCUGCUUUUCGAGACACGCACCGAUAAGACUAUGUUGAAGAAGUUCCUCAACCUGGUUAUCCGAAUCUACGAGGACUCGAAGAUUACGAGGACGGAGCUCACUGUACGACUGGAGCACGCGUUCUUGAUCGGUACAAGGGCACAGGAUGUCGAAAUGCGCAACCGCUUCAUGAAUAUUUUCGACCGGAGCUUGACCCGUCUCGCCAGCUCUCGGCUAAGCUAUGUGUUGACCUGUCAGAACUGGGACACUCUUGCAGACUCUUUUUGGCUGGCGCAGGCGUCGCAUCUGCUUCUGGGUAAUGCGGAGAAGGACUCGAGAAAGGCAGAUGUCAUGGUCGAUACGCAGCUGGAAACCUUCAUCACUGAUCGCAAGCGGUUCGUCGCGGACAUUGGUGAUGUUAAGGUUCGCGAUCUCAUGGAGCCACUGUGCCAGUUGCAGCAUACCGAUCCCAACGUCAGUUAUGCCUUGUGGACGAGUCUAUUCCCCAUGUUCUGGUCGAUUUUAUCCCGGGAAGAUCGUAUCGAUCUGGAGAAGGGGAUGGUCACACUUCUCACGCGCGAGUAUCAUCAACGACAGCUGGACAAGCGACCGAAUGUUAUCCAAGCUCUACUCGAAGGCGUUGUGCGCUCCAAGCCACGUUUCAAGGUCCCUCCGCAUGUCAUGAAGUAUCUCACCCGCACCUACGAUGCGUGGUACACGGCCGCCAUUUACUUGGAGGACUCCGCCAUCAGCCCAUUGAUCGACACGCCCACAGUCCGCGAGAGCAACCUUGACGCAUUAGUUGAGAUUUACGCAGGAUUACAAGAAGAAGAUUUCUUUUACGGCACUUGGCGGCGUCGGUGCAAGUUCGUUGAGACCAACGCCGCACUUUCCUAUGAACAGCAGGGAAUGUGGGACAAGGGACAACAGCUGUACGAAAAUGCCCAGAUAAAAGCUCGCUCUGGGGCGAUGCCGUUCUCGCAAGGCGAAUACUUCUUGUGGGAGGACCACUGGCUUAUCUGCGGGCAGAAGCUUCAGCAGUGGGAGAUUCUCAGCGAUUUCGCCAAGCAUGAAAACUUGAAUGAUCUACUUCUGGAGGCUGCGUGGAGGAACAUUGAGAAUUGGCAGAGUGAGGGCAACCGGGAGCAGCUCGAGUCUCUGAUCAAGUCCGUGUCCGAUGCGCCUACCCCCCGACGGACUUUCUUCCAGGCGUUCAUGGCCCUUCUUCAGUGCCAUAUGAAGAAGGAAAACAGCACCCAAGAAUUCAACGGCGUCUGCGAUGAGUCGAUUCAGUUGUCCAUUAGAAAGUGGCUGCAGCUGCCUAAGAGGAUCACGAAUGCGCACAUCCCCAUCUUGGAGCACUUCCAGCUUCUGGUGGAGCUUCAUGAUGCCAGCCACAUCUGCGUCAGUCUGUCGCAGACCAACGAACGCAAUCUGGAUACGAAAUCUGCUGAGCUGAAGCUGCUACUGGGCACGUGGCGAGAUCGUCUCCCCAACCUGUGGGACGACAUCAAUGCCUGGCAGGACCUUGUCACUUGGCGCCAGCACAUUUUCCAGCUUAUCAACGCGACCUAUCUGGGCUUGUUACCUCCCCAGACCAACAACGUGGCCAGCAAUUCCUAUGCCUACCGGGGUUACCAUGAGACGGCGUGGAUUAUCAACCGCUUUGCCCACGUCGCACGGAAGCACCAGAUGCCCGAAGUGUGCAUCAAUCAGCUGAGCCGCAUUUAUACGCUGCCGAAUAUCGAAAUUCAGGAAGCUUUCCUGAAGUUGCGGGAGCAGGCCAAGUGCCACUACCAGAAUCCCAAGGAACUCAAUAGCGGGCUGGACGUGAUCAACAACACGAACCUCAACUACUUCGGUGCCCAGCAGAAGGCGGAGUUCUACACGUUGAAGGGCAUGUUCCUUGCCAAGCUCAACCAUGUCAAUGAGGCGAACGAAGCGUUCGGUGUCGCGUUGUACUAUGACUUGAGGCUCGGCAAGGCCUGGUAUGAGUGGGGACAGUACAGCGAUCAGCGGUUCAAGGCUGACCCAAGUGACCUGGAACUCGCCAGCAAUGCCGUGAGCUGCUACCUGGAAGCUGCCCCGCUGUACAAGGGAGCAAAGACAAGGAAGCUGCUCAGUCGGAUCCUGUGGCUCCUUAGCUUGGACAACGAAGAAGGACAGAUUGCUGCUGCCUUUGAGAAGUUCAAGGGUGACACCCCGGUGUGGUAUUGGAUUACGUUCAUCCCACAAUUGUUGACGAGUUUGUCGCAUCGGGAGGCCCGCCUUUGCAAGGCCAUCUUGGUGAAGAUCGCCAAGUUAUACCCACAAGCGCUCUUCUUUUUACUCCGCACCAACAGGGAGGACAUGUUGAACAUCAAGAAACAGCAUGAUCAGAAGCAGGAGAAGCUGAACCGUGCUAGGCAACAGCAGCAGUUGGCGUCACCGCAUACCAAGUCUUCGCCCUCUGUCACGGAUGGGUCUCCUCAGCAGCCUGCUGCAGUCAAGAAUCCCAAUACUUCUACUCCCGUGCCGGGCCAGAGCGGUCUGGUCAACGGCCAGCAGAAUCCAACUCCGCAGCCUCAGGGGUUGCCACAGGGUCAGAGUCCACAGCUCAACAUGCCCGGACAGGCGCAGUCCUCUCCUGCCCAGGGUCAAUCCCAACCGCCGGGUUCUACGCCCAUCCAAGGCCAGACUCCCACCCUUGGCCAGGGGCAAAUUCCGCCACCUCAAGGUCAGCAACCAGGCAACCUCCAGGUACCCGGGCAGGUUCCCGUCCCCAAUGGCACCCCCCAGACACAGAAUGCUGGAGCCGAGCCGGAACGGGAGCCACUCAAGAAACCCUGGGAAUACUCGGACGAGAUCAUGUCUGGACUCAAAACAGCCUUCCCGCUGCUCGCGCUUUCAAUGGAGACUAUGGUCGAUCAAAUCCACAAGAACUUCAAGUGCCCACCGGACGAGGACGCCUACCGCCUUAUCGUCGCUCUGCUGAACGACGGUCUGGCGUAUGUUGGUCGCAUGCCAGGGUCGUAUGCACAGGACUUCAAGCUACCAGCUGCCACGGAGGCGAACAUCACGCGCUUCGCUGAGACCAUCCUCCCUGCGCACAUUCGCAAGUCCUUCGAAGCGGACUUCGUCGUCAAGAAACCCACCAUGCACGAGUACAUCCAGAAGCUGCGCCGCUGGCGUGACAAGUUCGAGGAGAAACUCGACCGCCGGCCCCAGACUCAGUUCCUUGAAACAUACUCUCCUCAUCUCACUGAGUUCCGAUUCCUGAAGUUCGAGGAGGUGGAGGUCCCCGGACAGUAUCUCCUGCACAAGGACAAGAACCAGGACUUUGUCCGUAUUGAUCGGUUCCUGCCUGAUAUCGAUCUGGUGCGUGGGAUCGGCGUGUGUCACCGUCGCUUGAAGAUCCGUGGCCACGAUGGUAGUGUGCAUCCGUUUGCCGUCCAACACCCGGCGGCUCGACACUGCCGACGCGAAGAGCGGAUUCUGCAGUUGUUCCGUAUCUUCAACGGUCUUCUGGCCAAGCGCAAGGAGAGCCGCCGUCGCAAUCUGUACUUCCAUCUACCUCUCAUGGUGCCGCUGGCUCCCCAUAUUCGCUUGGUGCGCGACGACCCGUCCUACAUUUCCAUGCAGGGUAUCUUUGAAGACUACUGCAGACGGGUUGGCAUGAACAAGGACGAGCCUGUGCUCUUCACUAUGGACAAGAUGCGGUCGUUGGCCGAGACGAAACACAAUCGGUCUCCGGAGCAGCAGCAGGUCCUCCGCACCGAAAUUCUCACUGCCAUCCAGGAGAAGUGGGUGCCGAGCACAGUUGUGCUGGACUACUUCCAGAAGACGUACCCCAACUUCUCGGACUUCUGGCUGUUCCGCCGGCAGUUUGCCUACCAGUAUGCCGCCAUCGCGUUUAUGACGUACGUGAUGCACAUGGGCAACCGGUAUCCGAACAAGAUCAUGGUGUCGCGAUCGACGGGCGAUAUCUGGGGCACCGAACUGAUCCCGGCCAUCAACCCGGCCAAGGCCUUCUUCUACAACCCCGAGCAGGUGCCCUUCCGCUUCACGCCCAACAUUCAGACGUUGAUGGGACCAAUCGCCACAGAGGGUCUCUUCGCGUGCGCCCUGAUGGCUAUCGCGCGGUGCCUCACCGAACCGCGCCAAGAGCUCGAGCAACAACUGAGCAUCUUCGUUCGGGACGAAAUGAUGUUCUGGGCGACGGCCCAACACCGCGGUACCCUUCCAGUGGCACAGCUGCGCGACCUGGUCUACAGCAACAGCGACGUCAUCGUCAACCGCGCCGUCAGCCUGGCUAGCCCCCCCGAGGGCAACCUGCCAGCCAACCAGACCACCAUCGAUCUCAUUUCCAAGGCCGUCAACCCGCAGUAUCUGGCCUCGUGCGAUGCCUUGUGGAUGCCGUAUCUGUGA
This is a messenger RNA of Aspergillus candidus, 11589 nucleotides long. Its product is annotated as histone acetyltransferase TRA1. Bases 1 to 11589 code for a protein of 3862 amino acids. The record is from RefSeq and is a predicted model, not a curated record. NCBI's taxonomy places the organism in Eukaryota, Fungi, Ascomycota, Eurotiomycetes, Eurotiales, Aspergillaceae. Gene Ontology annotation, molecular function: transcription coregulator activity; protein binding. Gene Ontology annotation, biological process: regulation of DNA-templated transcription; DNA repair. Gene Ontology annotation, cellular component: nucleus; SAGA complex; NuA4 histone acetyltransferase complex. The transcript is spliced from 5 exons.